CGCUUCGAAGAGAAGGCGCGGCGGGGGCGAGAUCGAAUCGAAUCCGCCCAUUCGUCACCACAUCGCGGACCGCGCAGGGACGUCCAUCCCCGGGCUGGCAGCCAUGGCGUCCGGUCUGUUCGCCGCGGUCAACAACUUCAUCAACCACCCCGCGGGCCCGAAGACGAUCUUCUUCUGGGCGCCGACGAUGAAGUGGGGGAUCACGGCCGCGAACGUCAAGGACUUCUCGCGCCCGCCGGAGCUCCUGUCGUACGGGCAGCAGAGCGCGGUCGCGGUGACGGGGAUCAUCUGGUGCAAGUACGCGCUCGACAUCACGCCGAAGAACUACAACCUCAUGAGCGUGAACGUGGUGAUGGCGUCCACGGGGUUGUACCAGCUGUACAGGAAGUUCGAGCACGAGCGGCGAACGAGCGCGGAGGCGGGCGCGAAUAAGAGCGCAUGAUGAGAGUGAAGACGACCAUCAUUCAAUUCAGAUCGACGAUCAGACCGACGCGGAUGCGAGACGGGCGACGGAUAUUCCUCCCUUCCUCCGCGAACGGAAAAGGAAAGCGCGCGGGGACCCGAGAAGGAGAUCUCGGGGACCCGCCCUCCUCCUCCUCCUCCUCCUCCGAUGAGGAUGGGUUGUACGAACGAGUAUCGACGCGGUAGCGCUAGAAGACGCGUCGCUGUACUGUAACACGACGAGACGAAAAGAACGCGCG
This is a messenger RNA of Micromonas pusilla CCMP1545, 701 nucleotides long. RefSeq lists its product as uncharacterized. The transcript has 2 exons. Gene Ontology annotation, biological process: pyruvate import into mitochondria. The record is from RefSeq and is a predicted model, not a curated record. Gene Ontology annotation, cellular component: mitochondrial inner membrane. The coding region runs from base 104 to 442 and encodes 112 amino acids. Lineage: Eukaryota; Viridiplantae; Chlorophyta; Mamiellophyceae; Mamiellales; Mamiellaceae.